This is a messenger RNA of Spodoptera exigua (beet armyworm), 829 nucleotides long. The record is from the annotation of a GenBank genome assembly. NCBI's taxonomy places the organism in Eukaryota, Metazoa, Arthropoda, Insecta, Lepidoptera, Noctuidae.
GUACUGCAACCUGCCCUACUAAUUCGCUAGUAGAGAUAAGAUUAGAAGUCGAAUGUGCUGAUAAAACCAUACAAAAAGAUAACCAGAGUCAUACAGUGACGGGCUACGUUUUGGCGAAAACGGACACAAAGACAAAAGAAGUGUAAAUAUAAAUUAUAAUUGUGGUGGAUACUGAGUGCAAGUGACAAUGGUGUCGGUGCAAACUAUCGCGACGAUUGUCGUGAAGACAUUCAAGAUUGUGUUGAACAUAGUAAUUCUGGUUCUUUACCGAACUGGUUACAAUGGGGAGUUCUUGGGAGUGGGAGGUACGUGGAACUUGAAUGAGGAGAAGAAUCCAGAUGCUGAGAUCGUGGCUUCUGGAGUCAUCGUGGGCUACCUCAUAUACACACUUGUACAAAUGAUCACAUUCCUGUUUGGUACCACUGAGCAUAAAAGGGCAAUGUCAGAGAUAGUGAUGAACUUCGUGGGUGUGUUCAUGUGGAUCGCCGUGGGGGCCGUAGCUCUGCACUACUGGGGAGGUUACCAGGGAGAGCACCAAUACCAGUUCGUGUUUGCUGAGAAACAGGUGGGUAUUGCUGUCGGUGCCCUCUGCGUGAUCAACGGUGCAGUGUAUCUCUUAGACACGGCACUAUCCGUCAUACACUUCACAAAGGAGAUGUAAACUUAGCACUUAAUAAAAAAGAACUUAAUUUUAUUUUCUAAUUUUAAGUAUAAUUAAGUGUUUUACGAACGAUUCGAACCAUUAUUUUUAUUCGAGUAAUUGCAGUUAAUAGUUUAAAAAUCCUUUUAUAAUUCGAUCUGAGGAUUUAAUAUAAUAAGGAUUAUGACA